AUGAGGCUGGUCAAGAAAAGCUCCAUCAUCCUGCGAUCGUAAGAGAGAGCAGAGCAUCGUUUCUGUGGAGGAGAAGAAGGAGAAGAGAGGAGAGAGUCGGGCAUCCACCCAACCCUCACUACUACACCCAUGACUACCGACUGCACAUCUGCUCAUUAACGGACAAACAGAAGGGAUUUAACGGCAGCGAGAUGUCGAAGCACCGCAAAGACAGAGACAGCUGGGGUGAGUGGUCCCUCGGUGACAAAAAUGUCUACGACUGGAGCUCAGAGGAGGAGGAGCCCGAUGGACGAGCCCGGCCCAUCCAGGUCCUGCUGGUCAAAGACGACCACACCUUCGAGCUGGACGAGGCCGCGUUGAGUCGCAUCCUGUUGUCGGAGGAGGUCAGAGAUCGCGAGGUGGUGGCCAUCUCUGUGGCCGGGGCUUUCCGUAAGGGCAAGUCCUUCCUCAUGGACUUUAUGCUGCGAUACAUGUACAACCACGCGUCCGACGAUUGGCUCGGAGAUGCCGACGAGCCUCUGACCGGCUUCUCCUGGCGUGGAGGUUCAGAAAGGGAAACCACCGGCAUCCAGAUCUGGAGCGAGGUCUUUCUGGUGGACAAACCAGACGGAAGAAAGGUCGCCGUUCUGCUAAUGGACACACAAGGCACGUUUGACAGCCAGUCGACGCUGAGGGACUCAGCUACUGUGUUCGCGCUGAGCACCAUGAUAAGCUCCAUGCAGGUUUAUAACAUCUCACAGAAUGUUCAAGAAGAUGACCUUCAGCAUUUACAGCUUUUUACUGAGUAUGGCCGACUGGCAAUGGAGGAGACUUUCCUCAAGCCAUUCCAGUCCAUGAUUUUCCUCGUUCGAGACUGGAGUUUCCCGUACGAGUUUCCCUACGGACAAGAAGGAGGCAUGAAGUUCCUUGAGAAGCGGCUGAAGAUCUCGGAGAACCAGCACGAAGAGUUGCAGAACGUGCGGAAACACAUCCACUCCUGCUUCACCAACAUCUCCUGUUUCCUGAUGCCUCACCCAGGCCUCAAAGUGGCCACUAACCCACACUUUGAUGGAAGAAUUCAAGAAAUCGAUGGCGAGUUCAUCAACAACCUGCAGGUUCUGGUGCCGUGGCUCCUGAGUCCCCGUAACAUCGACGUGAAGGAGAUCAACGGCAGCAAAAUCACGUGCAGAGGCCUGUUGGAAUACUUUAAGGCUUAUAUCAAGAUUUACCAAGGCGAGGAGCUGCCACAUCCCAAAUCCAUGCUACAGGCCACAGCAGAGGCGAAUAAUUUGGCAGCAGUCGCAGCUGCAAAGGAUCUGUACAACAAGAAGAUGGAGGAGGUCUGCGGCGGCGAUCGGCCCUUCCUGGCCCCCAGCGAGCUGCAGGCGCGGCACGGCGUCAUCCGAGAGGAGGCGCUGCAGGUGUUCAAGGGCGUGAAGAAGAUGGGAGGCGAGGAGUUCAGCCGCCGCUACCUGCAGCAGCUGGAGGGAGAGAUCGACGAGGUCUUUGUCCAGUACAUCAAGCACAAUGACUCCAAGAACAUUUUCCACGCGGCGCGCACGCCGGCCACGCUCUUCGUGGUCAUCUUUGUCAUGUACGUGGCCGCGGGCAUCACAGGCUUUGUGGGCGUGGACAUCAUUGCCAGCUUGUGCAACAUGAUCCUGGGUCUGGCUCUGAUCACUCUCUGCACCUGGGCCUACAUCCGUUACUCCGGGGAAUACCGAGAACUCGGCGCCGUCAUCGACCAGGUGGCCGGUGCACUGUGGGACCAGGGGAGCACAAAUGAGGCUCUCUAUAAGCUGUACAAUGUAGCAGCCAAUCACAGGCACCUGUACCACCACGCUUUCCCCGGGCCACAGGUGGAUGAGGCUGCUGAGGAGGAGGACAAGAAGAGGGACUGAUAAGACGAGGACAGAACUCUGCUGCAGGGACUUCCUGGUGAUGGACAGGAGGAGGAGGAGGAAGAAGAGGAGGAUUUCUGUGCUCUGUCCUGCCCACCGACACAUUCACCACUUUAAAACUAAUAAAGGACUGUAUAAUGUUCAUGUAUAGGCUCUGCUGGAUGACAUGGAUCAUAGUGUGUCACUCACAGAAACAACAGACACUCUCGCCAGAGGAAACCUUCACAUCUUCAACCUCCAGUCAGCAGUUGUUGUUUUUUUUAAUUAUUAUUUUCUCCUCUUCAUCUCUGUGAAAUCCUCGUUGGUUACGGUUGUUCUGUUCUCUCCAGUUCAGCGCUGUUCAUAAGAAAUAUCGGCCAUGUCUGAAAGGCUUAAUACUGUGUGUUCUGUCUGUUAAAUAAUGAAGCGUUACAUGGAUCGUCCGCAUGGUUAAUGGUUAAUGCCCUUCAUCCUCGAAGCUCUAAAACCAGGUAUACUUUAUAUAGAGGUUUUAUGUUGACUGGUUGUGAUAAAGUGAUAUUGUGCCAUAA
Molecule: messenger RNA, 2410 nt
Organism: Solea senegalensis (Senegalese sole)
Lineage: Eukaryota; Metazoa; Chordata; Actinopteri; Pleuronectiformes; Soleidae
Gene: atl1
Product: atlastin GTPase 1
Exons: 14
Coding region: 192-1880 (562 amino acids)
Biological process (GO): protein homooligomerization; endoplasmic reticulum organization
Molecular function (GO): GTPase activity; GTP binding
Source: RefSeq, a predicted model, not a curated record